AAUAUCUCGGAAGUGAAAGCUUAUUACGAUGAGUAAAAUGUACAUAUUGGACAACUUUAAGACAAUAAUUGUUUGUUUAUAAAACUAUUUUUGACAACAUGGGAAAUAAACUGGAAAAGUUACCAGAAAAAGAAGUUCAAUUUCUGCGCAUGCAUACAAAUUUUGACAAAACACGAAUUAAAGAAUCGUAUAAAGAAUAUCUGAAAAUAUCCCCGAAGGCAUUGAUGAGUCUGAAGACAUUCAAAGAAUACUUGAGACAGUUCUUCGGGGAUGAAGCUGACAGUUUUGCCCACCACUACUUCAGAGUUAUUGAUAAAGACAACAGUGGCAAUAUAAACUUUGCAGAAUUUUUACUGUAUUUGAGCAAUGAAAGUGAUCCAAAUAUUUUCUGUAAAAUCAGGUUGAUGUUUGAGUUAUUCGAUAUAGACGGGGAUGGCAGGAUUGAAAAGAAGGAAAUGGCAGAAAUAUUUAAGAUUGCAUUAAAAAUGACAGAAGAAGAUAAAGAAGAUGGGCUAGCUGCACAUAAAUUAACACAAAAAUUAUUUGAAGAUUAUGAUAAAGGAAAGGAAUUUCUGACACAAAAUGAAUUCACUGAUAUGUUCCUUGAAAACAGAAUUCUGUUUAAGAACUUUCCUGUUUUAAGUAGUUCCUUGUUUACCGAAGUUUGUGUGGAUCCUAACAAAUGAUUUAAUAGUUAAAAUUAAAGUUAAAUCUUUCCUGC
Mytilus trossulus (common blue mussel) is the source of this 721-nucleotide messenger RNA. RefSeq names its product hippocalcin-like protein 4. The transcript is spliced from 3 exons. The coding region runs from base 99 to 686 and encodes 195 amino acids. Lineage: Eukaryota; Metazoa; Mollusca; Bivalvia; Mytilida; Mytilidae. Gene Ontology annotation, molecular function: calcium ion binding. The record is from RefSeq and is a predicted model, not a curated record.